CCUCCCAUUCCCCCCUUGCCAUGAAGGAGAAGUUGGUGCUGGUGCUGUGAAAAGCCAUCAUGCCAAGAAACUACACCAGGAAGACAACCCGGGGCCAAACACCCCUCGCAGAGAUGGAGACUGCAGCCGCUGAGGUCAUGCAAGGAAAGAAGUCCUUAAGAAAAGCUGGAAGGGAUAGAAAUAUUGACAAGACAACCCUCAAAAGAUUCAUAAAGAAAAAAGAGCAAGGAGAAGUAAAAUCAGUAGCCUGGGGUGUAGUAGCUGAGGCAAAGAGAAUAUUCACAGAUGAGAUGGAGGAGGAGCUUGCCAAACACUUGAAACAACUAGCUGACCAGUUCCAUGGCCUGCUUGCUCCAGUUCAGUGCCGUGAACUGGCAUUUGAAUAUGCAGAGAAAAACAAUAUCCCUGUCCCUGCCAAUUGGACAGAGAAACAAUGUGCAGGAAUAGAGUGGUUUGGCAACUUCCUAGCACGUCGCCAUCUCUCUGCCCGAACUCCGGAGGCAACAUCCCUGGGAAGAGCUACAGCCUUCAAUGAAUCUACAGUGGAGGAGUUCUUUGAACAUCUGGCUGUAGUGAUGGACAGGUUGUGACAGAAAAGGACAAAAGGAAGUUGGUUCUAUCACAUCGGCUGAGAGAGGAGAACCCAGUCCCAGGCCUGAUCUGAGUCCCAGGCUGUUAUAGCUGGUUCUGAUUAUGGUCCCAUGACUUUGUUCUAAUCUAACUGGUUCUAUCUGUCAUUUGAAUGUUAAUUAAAGCAUUUUGAAUUAUA
Pleuronectes platessa (European plaice) is the source of this 769-nucleotide messenger RNA. RefSeq lists its product as uncharacterized. Bases 60 to 590 code for a protein of 176 amino acids. The record is from RefSeq and is a predicted model, not a curated record. NCBI's taxonomy places the organism in Eukaryota, Metazoa, Chordata, Actinopteri, Pleuronectiformes, Pleuronectidae. The transcript is spliced from 4 exons.